Messenger RNA from Triticum dicoccoides, 1458 nucleotides. Its product is annotated as TVP38/TMEM64 family membrane protein slr0305-like. The transcript has 5 exons. Bases 122 to 1168 code for a protein of 348 amino acids. NCBI's taxonomy places the organism in Eukaryota, Viridiplantae, Streptophyta, Magnoliopsida, Poales, Poaceae. The record is from RefSeq and is a predicted model, not a curated record.
UUUCCCCUCUCCCUCUCUGCUUUCAUUGUUCCCCUCCGCCGCGAGCUUCCAGAAACGAACCACGGAAAGGGGGAGGAGGAGGAGGAAGAAGCCAAGCCCUGGAUCGAUCUCCGCCGUCGGCAUGGCGCGCGUCCUCCCUCUCGACAUUGAGCCCGGGGAGGCACCCAGAGCUGGUGAGACGGUCGUAAGCAUGCCAAGCUCUUCAGCUGUGGCAUCACGCAAUGGAAUCGAGCGUUCUGAGCAAAACAUAAAGGACGAUGAAUGUGCGAGGCUGGUGACACCAGCUCAACAUGCAACAGCUGACAACAACACAGAAAUUUUGCCUGAGCAACCAAUGUCAAGACACUUCAUUUGGUGGCUGAAAGUUCUGCUUGUCUGCUUCCUUCUUGUAUUAGCAUCUUAUAUCUUCGUGAAAUUUGGAGUCCGCUUUGCCUUUGAGAAGGUACUUUUGCCAAUUAUGCAAUGGGAAGCAAGUGCCUUUGGCCGUCCAGUAUUGGCUCUUGUCCUCGUUGCAUCUCUGGCUCUCCUCCCACUCAUCUUAGUCCCUUCUGGGCCUUCUAUGUGGUUAGCAGGAAUGAUCUUCGGUUAUGGCUGGGGUUUCUUGAUUAUUAUGGUUGGGACUACUCUUGGCAUGGUUGCAUCAUAUUGGAUCGGCUCAUUGUUCCGCAAACGUCUACAUGCAUGGUUAAAGAGAUGGCCUCAGCAGAUAGCUCUAAUACAGCUUGCUGGCGAAGGGAACUGGUUCCAGCAGUUUCGAGUUGUUGCACUAUUCAGAAUCUCACCAUUUCCAUAUACAAUUUUUAACUAUGCCGUAACUGUGACAGAAAUCAAGUUCAAUCCUUACCUAUGUGGUUCAGUUGCCGGAAUGGUACCUGAGGCAUUCAUCUAUAUCUAUAGCGGACGGCUAAUACGCACGUUGGCCGAUGUGAAGUAUGGCAAGUAUAAGAUGACGCCAGUUGAGCUGACAUACAACAUAAUCUCGUUCGUCAUUGCCGUUGUUCUCACGGUCGCCUUUACUGUUUACGCCAAGAGGGCGCUAAGCCACAUAAAAAGCUCAGAUGAUAUCUGCGCAGAGGACCAGCCUGCUGUCUCUGCUGGGGUGACUGCACUCAAGAAUGGCCAGCGGGAGUGUUCCCAUGCACAUCAUGUAGCUUUAGAUGUCGUGUGAUGCCUGUGUUCAUCGGGAGCGGAUUAGCGUGAAGUGAGGUGGUGUUAGUUGAUCGUCGUUUUCUCCGUCAGAGGAGGCGAGGUAGGCUCUGACUGACAGCAGGUGGAUGCACCUGUCUUAACUAGAUACAUGCCCAGCUAAUAUGGUUAUACUACUAGUACUUUAUUAGUUUCAUGUAGUUAUAAUCACCAGAACAUGUGACCGGCUUUGCCUGUUGUUGGCGGGAGAUUUGUUCUGGCUGUUGAUGGACUGGAAAUUUGGCCUUCUCUUGAGGUGCAUAUAUUUGCUCA